AUGUCGCAGUUUCAGCAGCAGCAGAUACCCGCGGCCGGCCAACAUUACAGUGGCCGGAACCGCGUUCCCAAUGUCAAGGAGUUUAUGGACCAGCUAGAUCAGAACAAGAAGCAACGUGAUGCUCAAAUCGAAGAACAACUCAAGCAGAACAAGAUUCAUGGAGAGACAAAGGAUCACAAACAAGACAGAGCCGAAGCUAUUCGACAGCAAAAGGACGUUCGCACUGUCCGCGAUCCGGUUACAGGAAAGGAUGUCGGUAUUCGAGACGCAGAUAUGGAUUUCGAGGAUGCCGUUGAUAACCCUCAGAUGUCAGUUCCCAACGAGAACUUAGGAAAACCCACCACCGUUGCAGUCUCUUCAAAAAUGUCUGGAGAGGAGUAUCGUUACGCUCAAGAUGUUACUGCGCCCCCAGACCCCGUUGAGACGGGUGCGACAUCUGAUGUACCCAUUCGAAGUGAGAAGACUUCUGUCGUGUUCUACAAGACCCCCUCGGUCAGCUACGAACCAAUGUUUGCCAUUCUUGAACAGCGCACCAAUGUCUUGUGUGCCGGUAUCUUCUGCGCGAUUGUCUUCAUUGGAAAGAUGUUUGGCGGUCGUCUCCUAGGUCUCAUCCCUCUGGGAUUCUGUGUUGCAUCAGGCGUUUUCCUCUGGACCAAGGAUUUGAUUCGCCAAGGUCGAGAUCUCGAAUGGUCAAGCGAGCAGGAACGUGGCGAGACUGCCACUGCGAACCUGAUCCCUGAGUCCGUUGAGUGGAUGAACACUAUGUUGGGAAUCAUGUGGGGUCUCAUUAACCCUGAGAUGUUUGCAGGAGUUGCCGAUACUCUCGAAGACGUUAUGGCUGCCUCCGUUCCUGGUGUCAUUGAGAACGUUCGCGUCGCAGACAUCUCUCAGGGCAACAACCCCAUUCGUAUCCUCAGCAUGCGCGCUCUUCCCGACUCCCAUGUCCAAGAUAUCAAAGAUGAACAGCACCGACAGAAUGAAAAGACUACCGACCCCGAAGAGCUUGCAGCCAACGAGCAAGCUGGUUCCUUCUACAAUCUCGAAGUUGCCAUCGCCUACCAUGCCAAGCCCUCCGGUGGAGAUAUCGCCUCCAAGGCUCGCAACAUGGGUAUGCAGCUGGUGUUCUAUCUUGGUGUCAAGGGGCUUUUUGGUGUUCCGUUGCCUAUCUGGGUCGAGCUUCAAGGUCUCGUCGCAACCGCUCGAGUUCGACUGCAGUUGACCCCUGACCCUCCUUUCCUCAAGACCCUGACCUUCACACUCAUGGGUAUUCCCAAGGUUCAGGCCGGUUGUACACCAAUGAUUGAGAAAGGCGUUAAUAUUCUCAACCUGCCUCUGAUCUCCAACUUUGUUAACUGGGCCAUUGGCGCUGCUGCGUCGAUGUAUGUGGCGCCCAAGAGUCUGUCAUUGGAUCUCGGCAAGAUGCUUCAAGGUGACGACAUCAAGAAGGAGACUUUGGCUCUAGGUAUCAUGUUCGUUCGAAUCCACAAGGCUACUGGCCUCAGCAAGCAAGAUCACCGUGGUAGCAAGGGUGGUGGUUCUGAUCCCUACAUCACCAUCAGCUGGAGCAAGUUCUCCAAGCCCCAAUUCUGUACGCGAGUCAUCCAAGACGACCUCAACCCCGUUUUCGAGGAGAGUGCCGGUCUUCUUGUCACUGCAGACCUCCUCAAAGCCGACGAGCAGCUGUCGGUCGAGCUUUGGGACAGCGACAGGUCGUCUGCCGAUGAUGUCGUUGGCAAGGUUGAGCUCAGUAUUCAAAAGCUUAUCCAGCACCCUGGUAAAAUGUUCCCUCAGGUUUCCAAGCUUCGUGGUGUCAAGGCCGAAAGCGAGAUGCCUGGAGAGCUUCACUGGGAAGUGGGAUUUUUUGGAAAGACGCAAUUCCGUAAGGCUCUACGAACAGAUGGUCGGGAUCUCAAUCUUCCCAAAGAACUCGCAGACAAGCCUGAGCUUCAAGAGAACAAGGGCGCUAUCGACAACGCAGAGGAAGAUGCCGUCAUCCACACUCCUCCUGAUCCCUUGUGGCCUUCUGGUAUUCUGAGCGUUGUUGUUCAUCAGAUUGUUGGUCUGGAGUUGGCCAAUAUCAAGGGCUCUAAUGGAAAGCGAAAGGGUCGUGAGUACGAGCCAGCCCGCCCUGAAGCUGGUGAAGUAAAGGAAGAGCAAGCCAAGACUCUUCCCAGCUCAUACUGUACAAUUCUGCUUAACGAUGACCUGAUCUACAAGACUCGAACAAAGGUCGUUUCAUCUCAGCCUAUUUUCAACGCAGGAACCGAAAAGUUUAUCCGCGACUGGCGCUCUGCUAUUGUCACUGUCGCCGUCCGUGACUCGCGCAACCGACAGCACGACCCGCUUAUCGGUGUUGUUCCCCUCAAGCUGACCGAUAUCCUUCAAACCAGCAGCGAAUCGACUAGGUGGUACCCUCUUGAUGGAGGUAUUGGCUUUGGGCGCAUCCGUAUCUCGUUGCUGUUCCGUUCUGUCGAGAUUCGCCUUCCUCCCCCUCAGCUAGGCUGGGAUAUCGGUACUUUCGAAUUCUUGUCCAACGCUAUCACAACCACUGGAUAUGCUCCGGCCAACCAUGUCAAGCUUCGUUUCCGUACUGGAGGCUCCUCUGCCAGUAUUGGUAAGAGCUCAUCCACACGAGAGGCUGACGGCAUGUCUUUCAACGUUAGUGGGGAGAACGACAAUCAGCGUAUUCGACUUCCAGUCCGUCACCGUUACAGUUCGCCUAUCUUUGUGGAAUUCUAUCCAAGCGGCAAGAGGAACCCUGAUGCCUAUGCUGUCCUCUGGCUCCUGGAGCUGGUUGAUGGUGAAGCUAAGGAUUUCGACAUUCCCAUCUGGAGGUGCGACAAUGGCACACGACUAUCCCAAAACUACAUCACCGAAGAGAACUACAAAUCUGUUCCAGAUAUCGAGAUGGAGCAAGUUGGAAGACUCCGUUUCAACGGCCGUUUCUCCGCGGGAACCGAUUCUGAUCACAUCAAAUUUGCCAGCACGAAUGACGAUCGCGAAACCAUUGAGACCUGGGAAGCCUGUUACGCAGAAGGCGUGCGUCAGCAGGAUGUCGAGGCUGAAGUCCCUCCUGUAAUUCAGAAACUACAUGAGGAGUCUUUGACCCAUGGCCGUGAUGUUCUUGCUCAAGCCGACGAGAAGCAGAAGGAAAAAUGGCUCGCCAAGGACGGCACUGACUGGAGCGGAGCCUUUGGUGAAGACCCUUCGGCUAUGAUGUCGGGAGGAAGACACAGUCAGGACAGUGAAGAGUAUGAUGACUUCGAUGAAAAUGAUUCCGAUCCCGACCUUGGUAUCCAGGAUGGUGAUACUGAACCAACAGAGCCCUCCGAGAAUGGCCGCCGUUCGAUGGAUACCACAGGCACCAAUGCGACAAGUGCGACAGCCGAUUCUCAGGGCAGCUCCAGCAGCAAGAAUCCCAUCAAGAAGAUCAAGUCUUAUCGUUCAGACAGCCGCGACUUGCACCGAAAGCAUCGAGGUCUUAUGCAAUGGCGUCCAAUGCGCAACGUGCAGUUUGUCAAGGACGAAGCCAAGUUUGCGGUCCGAAAGGUGGCCAAGCUUGGAGCGCUUGAUGGCCGAAAGCCUGACGUCGAGACUGAGAUUUAUGCUGAAUCAGAUGAUCCUUUGGCCAGAGAUGCACAAACAAAAAGCCACGAACAAGAUCCAGUCAAGCGACAUUCAGAAUCUCUGACACCAAGUAGCCAGUCAAACUUGGGCGCUGGUUUGAAAAGGCUACCAGCAGACAUCAACGGUUACAGAGAGGCCAGCUUGGAAGAAGAUGACUUUGAAGCGCCAGUCAUGUCAGACUUGACGCCACGACCACGAGGAAGACCACCAAAGACGUUAUCCCAACCAGCUCAGGUCCCUAAAACGUCGGUGCCAAGUGAAACACGAACCGGUGCUUCCAGCGCUGCAACGUCGACAACACCGGCGCGGAAAAGAGGCAGGCCUAAAGGUUCACUAAAUAAACUGAAAAACGUCUCAACAGCCGCCGCUGGGCGGCAGGCCCGACAAGUCAAGCCGCGGCCUCACCCUGAUGGCUUCGUCGGCUUUCCUAAACGAAGAGGACGUCCCCCGAAGCUCCCAUCACCCCCUCCCAGAGAGCUUUAUUACAAGACAGACGUCCAAUUCUUCCCGUUUCUGUGUGAGUGGAUGGACUGCAAGGCUGAGCUACACAACCUUGAGACACUGCGGCGGCACGUCUACAUAGUCCACGGCGACUCUAUUGAGUGCAUGUGGGGAAAGUGCGGCCGUCUAGAGAAGCCUCCUGAAUUUGAAGAAGACGAGGCCUUCAAAGAGCACAUGGAGGAGACACAUCUAGUGCCCUUAUCAUGGCACGUUGGCGAUGGGCCAAAUAACUCUGGAAAGCAGAGCUUGCAAAGAAAAGAUGAUGACAAUAUACCGGACUACCUCAAAGAUGAGCACGGCAAUCAAGUCACGCCCUCGAUUCGGGAUCAAGAAGAGGAAGAUUUGUUAACGUGGAGAAAGAACCGCCGUAAGCUGAAGGAGCUGCUUAUCCGUAUGAACGAUAACCUCCCCGAUGAGCCUGGCGAAGAGGGGGUUACCGAACGACCAAAUGCUUGA
Messenger RNA from Fusarium coffeatum, 4584 nucleotides. RefSeq lists its product as uncharacterized. The record is from RefSeq and is a predicted model, not a curated record. Gene Ontology annotation, molecular function: DNA binding; lipid binding. Lineage: Eukaryota; Fungi; Ascomycota; Sordariomycetes; Hypocreales; Nectriaceae. The transcript is spliced from 4 exons. Bases 1 to 4584 code for a protein of 1527 amino acids.